AUGCGAACAGAAAGAUCAGAGCAACCAUCAUGGGUGGAGAUGCACAGAAAGGAUAACACCCCAGGCAACAUCAUCUCUCAAAAUGUUAAUGGGUGCAGCCAGUUUGUGCUGAAACACAUCUUGGGAUACCUGAUUGAGACAUACCAGCCGAGCGUGGUAAUGCUGCAGGAGGUCUUGGUAGGGGGGAGGAGGAAAGAGAUAGCUCUCCGAACGAUGAUCAAGAAGGAAUGGGGAUGCUAUCGAGUAUUUAUCACGAAAGGCACGGGGGGCGGGAGAAAGGGUAAGAGUGACCUACGCCUCAUGACAUUAGCGCAUGCUGACCUUGCACCUCGCCCCCCCCUGCCAUGGCACUUCGCCAUGGAAGAGGAGCGCGAGGUCUCCCAAAAAAGAAUACAGGUUUUACACGUUGGCCGCAAAAAAGAAACAAUAGUGUUGGCGAACGUACAUUUCCCUAUCGCAUCGGAGGGGAGAGACCGAGACAACAUGUGGAAGGCACUGAGCCAGAUGCUCAAGAUGGACCCAAACAUUAAGCUCAGCAUCGUCGGAGGCGACUUCAACGCAUCUCGAAAGCUUGCAGAGAUCUGCACGAGAGUAGGGUACGGGAUCAACUCGAACGUGCACCGCGCAGAUGAGGAAAUGGAACGAAACUUAAAUGAGCUGGGGCGAUAUCAGAUGGUCACCUGCGAAAAGAUGAGCAGAAGCAGUUCGCAUUUCACCUUCUCCACAUGGUACAAACAGGGCCACCACCAAGCCAAAUUAGACCAUGUCUUCGCUCUGCAUCAUUCAUCUCGCACAGUAAGCCUGAUAUCAGAGACCGCAGAAGACUGCAUCAUAGGAGCCGCAGUCGAUCACAGGGCACUGGUGGUGAAUGUGACUGCGCUAGAUGAUAAGGGCGAACAAUUUAUUCCAACGGUUGAAAUGCUCACACAAAGGAAGGACCGAGAUGCCAUUCUUCGACGAAAGAAGCGGGUGGUAGAGAUAGAAAAGAUAUCGGGACGACUAGGCGUGGAAUGGGCAAUGGCUCUCGACGAGAAGAUACAAGCGGCACAAGCUCUACAGCAAGAUUGCGACAUUAUCAAUUUGAUAACAACUGCCCUUCCCAUUAAGGAAAUCCCCCUACGAACCUCAGGUGGGAAGCGAUACUCAUCGAAGAUUCAAAUGGACCUGAAAAGGAAGAUUAAGCAACUUCGCAAGGAUCUGAGAAGCGCAUCAGAAAUCACAGACUAUAUUGAUCGUGCACACAGGGAGUCGAGUAUCAACGCCGAACUAAGAGAGACUAUGAUCAAAUUCAAGGAGAUCUGCACCGAACAGGACCAACAAACCUUCCUGAAAGCUUGCGAGGAACGCCGACGACGACUGGGCACGAUAGGGAGUAAAGAGUCCCAGAAUGCAAUGGGGAAGAAAUCAGACUAUAAGCCCAAAGCCCCAAUGAGUAGCCAACUGCCAGAGAAAUGCCACCCAAAUACAAUUGAACUCACCUCAUGGAGCGAUCUCCAACCAGCGCUGCAGCGGUCAGAGCUAGAGUAUUUACAGGACCUGGAUCCGCUGAUGGAAGCAUUCCUGCAAAACAGCUCCAAAGAAUCAAGCAAAACUUUUUGGAAUGCAAAACAUCAAACCUUACUGCACGUUGAGGUCCUCGGGGCGGGAAAUCAAACAUCAAAGAAGCUCUCCCUCACCGUGGCGCCAGCACAUUUGAUUGUACAAAUCAUUCGGAAACUGCUCCCACAACCAGGAGGGUGGCGCCUAGAAGGAUACAAGAACAUCGAGCAAUUUCUCCCUAUGAGAUUGGCUAGCGAACUCGAAGAUGAAACCCACACGGCAACCUUCUUCGCAGUCAACGGCUGCACGACGAAUGGAACCUGCGCAAAGGCGGAGUGUCAAACACGAGGACGACUGAUCCCGCUAUAUGACAAAGUGUCAAUCAUUCACCUCCGUCCAACCACCGGAAUUCAACUCUCCCACGAACAUUGA
This is a messenger RNA of Guillardia theta CCMP2712, 1971 nucleotides long. RefSeq lists its product as hypothetical. The coding region runs from base 1 to 1971 and encodes 656 amino acids. The transcript has 2 exons. The record is from RefSeq and is a predicted model, not a curated record. Lineage: Eukaryota; Cryptophyceae; Pyrenomonadales; Geminigeraceae.